Molecule: messenger RNA, 539 nt
Organism: Pelobates fuscus (common spadefoot toad)
Lineage: Eukaryota; Metazoa; Chordata; Amphibia; Anura; Pelobatidae
Gene: LYRM4
Product: LYR motif containing 4
Exons: 3
Coding region: 60-329 (89 amino acids)
Biological process (GO): iron-sulfur cluster assembly
Cellular component (GO): L-cysteine desulfurase complex; mitochondrion
Source: RefSeq, a predicted model, not a curated record
UUUAGGAAACUUUUUGAUUUUGCGUGGUUGUUCUGUAAGCACCUUCUUGUAUUUGGAAAAUGGCAUCAUCCAGCCGGACACAAGUAUUGGCUUUAUACAAGACCAUGUUAAGGGAGAGCGAGAGGUUCAGCUCAUACAAUUACAGAACCUAUGCAAUCAGAAGGAUAAGAGAUGCUUUCAGAGAGAAAAGAAAUGUUGAUGAUUUUCACGAAAUACAGACUUUAGUACACCGUGCCAAUGAAAAUCUGGAAGUGAUUAAGCGUCAGGUCAUCAUUGGCCAGAUGUACUCCACUGAAAAAUUGAUUAUUGAAUCUUCUGGGAAACAGUGACUGGUGUAGAAGUUGCUACAUUUGCUGAUACCUGCAUUACUCUUCCAUAUCUGUUAAAUUCAUUGUCGCAGCUGUAUGUUAUCUUAUGAAUUCAGCUAUAGUAGAGGCCACUGCUAGAAUAUUCAGAAUCUGUGUCAAGUAGGAGGACCAUUAUGCCUUUACAUUUUGUUCUUAAACUAGUUUGACAAAAUAAAUUACAUGGAAACACUA